Messenger RNA from Frieseomelitta varia, 2071 nucleotides. RefSeq names its product cleft lip and palate transmembrane protein 1-like protein. The transcript has 8 exons. The coding region runs from base 278 to 1861 and encodes 527 amino acids. NCBI's taxonomy places the organism in Eukaryota, Metazoa, Arthropoda, Insecta, Hymenoptera, Apidae. Gene Ontology annotation, cellular component: membrane; endomembrane system. The record is from RefSeq and is a predicted model, not a curated record.
UAACGCCACAUUUUCACGAUAAACACACCACAUUGGCACUGACGAUGAUCAUGGUCACGGUUAUAAUUUCUUCUUUAAAUUAUGUCGGUUACAUCUUUGAUCCAAUAAUAUAUCAAUAAUAUUAUGUGGUGUGUUAAUGACCUUGAACGUUCGAAAUAUACUAUCACUGUAAAAACGAAAUAACAGAAAAGUAUAUAUCUGCAGCGCGUAUGGCACGCAGUAUCGUACAGUUGUGAGCCGAUAAUGUCAAAGACGUUUUAGACAGGAGUUCGUAAAAAUGCAGUGGCCAUCCCUCACAUUUAUACUGACAAAAUUGUUCUUAGUCUACAUUAUUUACUCGAUUUAUAAUUUGUGUUUGUUGUUCAAAACACCGGUUUGCAAAGAAGGCAAACAAUGUCUGACGUCGUACCUAAGUAAGGGACAACAACUGCAGUUGCAGAUUUACAGUUCCAUCCAUAAGUAUCCUACCGAACAACUGCUCGAUUUUGUAUACGCUACCAAAGACUUCAAUUACACUCACGCGAGUAGUCGACAAUUAACCUUGAAUGUCCCAGAUAUAACAAAGAAUAAUGGAACGUUGUUUUUUCACAUCAUUGUUGCACCAACAUACCCAUAUAAAAAUUAUGGAAGAAGUAUCAUCAGUAUGCAGAGAGAUCCAUACGUAUCUUACAUUGUCAUUAAAAUGACAGAGUAUGCGUUCCCCGAAGCAGAAGCCUUUAAUCUAUUGGGCGAAAAGAGUUUGAAUCCCAAGGAGAAACAAAAUCAUGCAAAUCGAGUAACGCAUAUUAAAAGCUGUAUCACGCUUACAAUGAUGACCGACAAUGUGAAGCUACCUCUGUCUAACAUACCCACGGAACUUUCAAAUCACUUGAAACUUGUACAGGGCAAAAUAUUUUUACCUAUAAUCAAUUACGACUUUUUGCAAACCAAACAGCGAGAUUUGGUGAGACUCAUGCCACAAAAUGAUACAAUUAAUAUCACAUUCCAAUACUCUCCGAUCUCUAUUGGAAAGUUGAGAUUACUGUUGCACCUAGAAGCUGCCAUGAAGAAUUUGAAAGAACUUGGAUUUUCUGAUAAAGAUAUAGACGAGGCGAAAGGAAUCUUUGCGGACACUAAUGUAUACAUCUUAGGAGGGACUUUCUUUAUUGCAGCUAUUCACUUGUUAUUCGACUUCCUUGCUUUUAAAAACGACGUGAAUUAUUGGAAAAAUAAAAACAACCUCGUAGGACUCAGUAAAUGGACUGUCGUAUGGCGAUCAUUUAGUCAAACUAUUAUAUUUCUUUACCUGCUAGACGAAGGUUCAUCCUCGCUUGUUCUAGUUCCCACUGGAAUUGCAUCUGUGAUCGAGAUGUGGAAAUUGAAGAAAGUGUUUAAACUCAGAAUUAUAAAUAAUAAUAACCAUAAUAGAGCUGAAGUUAGAACAAGAAAAUUCGAUGCAGAGAGUAUGCGUUAUUUAAGUUAUUUGUUAUACCCUCUUGUUAUCGGUGGUGCAAUUUAUUCAUUAUUUUAUCAACCACAUAAAAGCUGGUAUUCAUGGAGUAUAAGUUCAUUAGUAAACGGAGUUUAUGCCUUUGGAUUUCUGUUUAUGCUUCCCCAACUUUUUGUGAAUUACAAGUUGAAGUCUGUGGCACACCUACCAUGGAGAACGUUCAUGUACAAAGCAUUCAAUACAUUUAUAGACGAUAUCUUCGCAUUUAUUAUCUCUACGCCAACCGCACAUAGGAUAGCAUGUUUCAGAGACGAUGCAGUAUUUCUUAUUUAUUUAUAUCAACGAUGGCUAUAUCCAGUAGAUAAAUCUCGUCCAGACAUUGACGAUAUUGGCGAGGAAUCAAUUUCACAUUCAAAUAAAAAGGCGAAUUAAAGUGAAUUUAUUCAAUUUUUAUCUUUUUGUUUUUCAAUCUUUUUAAAUAUUUUAUGGUAUAUAUGUCACUAUGACAUUGACUGAUGUUUCAUUAAUGAUCAAUCAUCAUUAAAUAAAAAUAUAUUGACGCCUAGAUAUUAUGGCUGUCAUAUUAUUUUAAAAGUAAUUAUAUGUAUAUAUUUACAUUUCUAAAAGCAACUGAUGCAUAAA